Messenger RNA from Trametes versicolor FP-101664 SS1, 1212 nucleotides. RefSeq lists its product as uncharacterized. Gene Ontology annotation, biological process: sphingosine biosynthetic process. Lineage: Eukaryota; Fungi; Basidiomycota; Agaricomycetes; Polyporales; Polyporaceae. The transcript has 2 exons. The record is from RefSeq and is a predicted model, not a curated record. Bases 1 to 1212 code for a protein of 403 amino acids. Gene Ontology annotation, cellular component: intracellular membrane-bounded organelle; cytoplasm; membrane.
AUGACCGUGCUCGUUAUCUACAACCCCGUCUGUGGAGACCGCUCCGCCAAGGCUCUCUUCGACGACCAUGUCCUCCCACUUCUCGCGGAGCACAACAUCACACCGGACAAGGUUGUCGCAACGGAAAGUAGCGGCCAUGCUGGCAAGAUCGUCGCAGACUUCCUGGCUUCGUCCGGCGACCAGGAGCAGCCUGUCUCCGUCGUCCUAGGUUCAGGCGACGGGACGCUCCACGAGCUGAUCAACGAGCUCAACAACACCCCGACGAGCAAACCCCUUCCGAGGAUACACCUCGCGCUAGUCCCCGCAGGCACCGCGAACGCGCUCUACUCCUCGCUCUUCCCGCCCUCCGCGAACGACGAUCCCAUUCAGUACAAGCUCAAGUCAGUCCGCGCCUUCGCCUCCGGGACCCACCGCUCCUUCCCCCUCAAUCUCGCCGUGAACGUGAUCUCACCGCCACGUGCCGCACCCCCGGCCAAAGCCCCGGCGCCGCAGGUGUCUAUCUCUGCCGUCGUCGCGUCGACUGCGCUGCACGCGUCCAUCCUGCACGACUCGGAGGCGCUGCGCACGGAAGAUCCGACGAUGGGCCGCUUCAAGACCGCCGCGAUGCAGAACAUCACGCGCUGGUACUACGCGUCCAUCAAGCUCUUCCCGCGCACAGGCGCCGGGGUCGUCGAGGUAUACGAUCCCGCGGCGGGCACGUUCGUGCCGCACGAGGAGAGCUCCGAGGACGAGCCGAUCGUGGACCUCGUCGGCCCCUUUGCGUACUUUCUGUCGACGGUGAAUGUGGACCGCCUCGAGCCGGCGUUUAGGAUCACGCCGAAGGGGAAGGACACGCCGGAGCCGGGGUCGGCCGCGCUGGACUUGGUGUUCGUGCGGCCGAUGUGGGACCCGACGUAUACGAUGGACUCGGAGGAGGCGCGUAAGGCGUUCUCGGAGAAGGCGGUCGCGGUGCUUACGGCGGCGUACCAGGACGGGGCGCAUGUCGCGCUGCGGUAUGCGGAGGACGGGAGCAUUACCACGGAGGGAGACGGGCCUUUAGUCGUCGAGUAUGUGCGGUGCGGAGGAUGGGAAUGGGACCCGGACGACACUGACGAGCGUGCGCACUUCGUGUGCGCGGACGGGGACAUCCUUACCAUCCCUGCAGGGGGCAAAGCACGGUGCACGGCAGCGACACCUAUGAACGACAAGACCGGCUUCGCGUUAUAUGCUUGA